UACAUAAAAGAUGGUCCAUGUUCACUUGCUGGGCUGAGGGACUCCAAAGCAGCUCAUUCCAUUUCUGGGCCACUCUAAACAUCCACGCUAUCCAGACAGCGAAAAUGGUAGCGGGCCUGUUGGCUUCCAUCUCUAUUACAGAGCUUCUUCUGGUCUCUGUUGUCUUCUGUCUGAUCUUCUGGGUCAUUGAGUCUCACUCUCAAAAGGUCCCCAAGGGACUCAAACCACUACCUGGACCCUGGGCUUGGCCCCUGAUUGGCAACAUGCUGACACUAGGGAAGAAUCCCCACUUGGCCCUGGCUCAGCUGAGAGAGAAGUACGGCGACGUGAUGCAGAUUCAGAUCGGUUCCACCCCGGUGCUGGUUCUGAGUGGUCUGGAAACCGUCCGCCAGGCCCUGGUGAGGCAGGGGGAGGACUUCAAGGGCAGACCCGACCUCUACAGCUUCUCCCUUGUCACAGACGGCUAUAGCAUGAGCUUCAACCCUGACUCAGGGGAGGUGUGGGCAGCCCGAAGGAAGCUGGCCCAGAACGCUCUCAAUACCUUCUCCGUGGCCUCCUCGCCAUCCUCGACUUCCUGCUACCUGGAGGAGCAUGUGAAGAAAGAGGGCGAGUGCUUGAUCCAGAAGUUCCAAGAACUGAUGGACACGGUCGGGCGCUUUGACCCCUACAAUCACGUGGUGGUGUCCGUGGCCAACGUCAUAGGCGCCAUGUGUUUUGGCCAAUGUCACGCCAACGAGAAUCAAGAACUAAUGAAUAUCAUUACUAAGAGUCAUGAAUUUGUUGAGGGUGCCUCCUCAGGCAACCCAGUGGACUUCAUUCCCAUCCUCCGCUACUUCCCAAACCCCAAGUUGCAGAGGUUCAAGGAAUUCAACCAGAAGUUCUUAAAAUUCAUGCAGAAAACUGUCCAGGAGCAUUACAAAGACUUUGACCAGAAUAAUAUUCAAGAUAUCACUGGUGCUCUGUUCAAACACAGCCAGGACAAGACUCAGGGGAACACUGGCACCAGUGUACCAAAGAUAUUGAUCACCAAUCUCAUCAAUGAUAUCUUUGGAGCUGGUUUUGACACAGUCACGACGGCCAUUUCCUGGAGCCUCUUGUACCUUGUGAUAAACCCUGAGGUCCAAAAGAAAAUCCAGAAGGAGUUGGACACUGUGGUUGGAAGAGAGCGCAGACCGCGGCUCACAGACAAACCUCAGCUGCCUUACCUGGAGGCCUUUGUCCUGGAGAUGUUCAGGCAUACCUCCUUUGUCCCUUUCACCAUCCCCCACAGCACCACGAGAGCCACGACCUUAAACAAUUUCUACAUCCCCAAGGGGAUCUGCGUUUUCGUGAACCAGUGGCAGGUUAACCACGAUGAAAAAUUAUGGGGGGAUCCAUCAGCAUUUCGACCAGAGCGAUUCCUUAGUGCAGAUGGCACUAUCAAUAAGAACCUGAGUGAGAAGAUGCUUUUAUUUGGCAUGGGGAAGAGGCGAUGCAUUGGGGAGACCAUUGCCCGCUGGGAAAUCUUCCUCUUCCUGGCCAUUCUGCUGCAGCAGCUGGAGUUCAGUGUUCCAUUUGGAGUGAAGGUGGAUCUGACCCCAACCUAUGGGUUGACCAUGAAGCAUCCCCGUUGUGAGCACUUCCAGGCUAGACAACGCUUUUCCAGCCAUUGAGCAGCCAUUGUCCAGGACUGGGGUGCUGGCUCCUUCCCCCUUUCCUUUGACUUACUCUCAGUCCAUAUUAUUGUCAAUAGGCUAAGGAGUCAAGUCCCUGGGAGUUAUAUACAUUGCUUCUCUAGUUUAUUUUCCUUUCUUCUAUUAUUAAAACCUAUUAAUUCCUAAAAGAAAAGGGGAGGGGUCACUACUUUCCCCAAAAACCUCUAUAAUAUACCUGACAAAUGGUCAUCAAACCUCUGCUAGAAAUGCUCCAAUUUAGCUACGGGAUCAAAUGUUGGUUUAUACUAAGCUUAUAAUUCACUAAGAUCACCUGACUGUUCAUUUACAAGCUAUUCUCUUGCCAUAUUUUCCCAGCCUUCUACUUGUGAAACUAGUUUUGAAUCCAUGCGUAAGACUUAGCAUUCUUCUCUAUUAAAUUUCACUUUAUUCGGUUUA
Antechinus flavipes (yellow-footed antechinus) is the source of this 2090-nucleotide messenger RNA. Its product is annotated as cytochrome P450 1A2-like. NCBI's taxonomy places the organism in Eukaryota, Metazoa, Chordata, Mammalia, Dasyuromorphia, Dasyuridae. Gene Ontology annotation, biological process: hormone biosynthetic process; progesterone metabolic process. The coding region runs from base 18 to 1652 and encodes 544 amino acids. The transcript has 7 exons. Gene Ontology annotation, molecular function: iron ion binding; steroid 17-alpha-monooxygenase activity; heme binding. The record is from RefSeq and is a predicted model, not a curated record.